Ilex paraguariensis (yerba mate) is the source of this 339-nucleotide messenger RNA. NCBI's taxonomy places the organism in Eukaryota, Viridiplantae, Streptophyta, Magnoliopsida, Aquifoliales, Aquifoliaceae. The record is from the annotation of a GenBank genome assembly.
AUGUCGUUCUCGUUUUUCAAGCCCUCGAGGCCCAAAACUCCGCAAGAGCUCGUGAAGGCGAUCAAAGAUAGCCUCAUAGCUCUCGACACCAAGACCGUUGCCGAAGUUAAAGCUCUCGAAAAGGCGUUGGAAGAAGUUGAGAAGAAUCUUGUGACCAUGAAACUCAUGCUUUCAGGAGAUGGCGAGGCUGAACCAAAUGUGGAUCAGAUUUCACAGCUGACACUUGAAAUCUGUAAAGAGGAUGUGAUUGCUCUUUUCAUUCACAAGUUGCCUAUACUGGGUUGGGAGGCGGGCGUGCAGGGGCGGAGCCUGGAUGGUUAUGCAAUGGGGGCAAUUUAA